CUCUCAUCCUCCACCUACAGAUUUAUCCAAAUCUCCGCUGACUCAUGAAGAAGCGGGACUGACCUCUCACGACAGAAUCAAUGGCGAAUUCGUUAAUCUCAUCGCAGUCGUAUCUCGGAACACCUUUUCCGUCCUCCCCCAGACAUGGCAGCUUUCCGCGCCGUCGACUUCUAUCCACCCGAGUCAAACUCAGCUUCCACGAGCUCCCUCCGGUUCACUCACUCCACUCUUCUAUGGAUUUCGGAACCAUUUUUACUCGAGCAGAGAGUUUUCUGUAUACAAUUGCCGAUGCCGCCGUCUCUACUGAUGCUGUCACAGGUGGCGUGGCUUCAGAAGCCGCCGUUCCUGAGAAAAACAAUGGUUGGUUCGGAUUUAUUUCAGACUCCAUGGAGUUUGUGCUGAAGGUACUAAAGAGUGGGCUUGAUGCUGUGCAUGUUCCAUAUUCUUAUGGAUUUGCCAUUAUAUUGCUUACGGUUAUUGUAAAAGCUGCUACACUUCCGCUGACAAAGCAACAGGUUGAAUCAACAAUGGCAAUGCAAAGUCUCCAACCAAAAAUCAAAGCAAUUCAACAGAGAUAUGCUGGAAACCAGGAAAGAAUACAGCUUGAGACUUCACGCUUGUAUCGUCAGGCAGGUUUCAAUCCUCUGGCAGGAUGCUUACCAACAUUGGCUACAAUACCCGUAUGGAUAGGAUUGUAUCAAGCUUUAUCAAAUGUGGCAAACGCGGGACUGCUUACAGAAGGUUUCUUAUGGAUUCCCUCUUUGGGAGGCCCAACUACAAUAGCUGCUCGACAGAGUGGAGCUGCGAUUUCUUGGCUCUUCCCAUUCGUGGAUGGGCAUCCACCUCUAGGCUGGCAAGACACUGCAGCUUACCUUGUACUACCUAUACUCUUGGUGGUCUCUCAGUAUGUUUCAAUGGAGGUAAUGAAGCCUCCCCAGACAGAUGAUCCAACUCAAAAGAACACGCUUCUUAUCUUCAAGUUUCUUCCACUUAUGAUUGGUUACUUUUCACUGUCUGUCCCAUCUGGUUUAACAAUUUAUUGGUUCACUAAUAAUGUGUUGACCACCGCACAACAAGUAUGGUUACGCAAACUAGGCAGUGCGAAACCUGUUGUUGCUGAAAACACAAGUGGCAUUAUAAGUGCCGGGAGAGCAAAAAGAGUGGCUCCUCAACCCAUGCAACCUGGGGAUAGGCAGCUUAAUGAAGAGAGGAAAAAACCAAACAAUGCGCUAUCUGCAGAGCAGGGAGACAUACCAGUUUUGGCAUCAGAUUCAGAGAAUGAGUUAGAGGAAACCAAUUCGAAGAGUAUGGAGGUUCUUGAAGAGGUUUACACUUCUGGCAACACUAAAAAACUUCCAGACUACUCAGGGGGGCCAAGGAGGAGCAAACGAUCUAAGCGGGGGCGUACGGUAUGAAAAUGACACUACUCGCUGUCUUAUUCAAUUCUUAGUUAUAGUGGCUAUUUCACAUCACCCGUUUCUUUAUGAUGUAGCUACCGCUCAUCGCAUUUGUUUAUAAAGGGCGUAUCCUACAUCCAUGUCUUAUUUAAAAGUGUUUUUCUACUCUCCCAUCAAUCAAAUUUUCUUAAGACAUUCUAUUACGGAGUAUUUGAUAUCUCCUCCAACGAGGAAUGUCAUGCCCACUCUCACCUUGAUAUCUUUGUAAAUUGCAUCACAUCAUAUACAGUUGUGAAGGGCGAAAAUCAUAGAAAAAAAAUCACCUUGCACAUUUAAUGGAAUAUUACUCGGGGUGAAAUUUGCACGUUCAGAAUGAGAAUGCGCAUAACGUCCUUCUUCAAACUAGUUUAGUGCUUCCGUUUGUUGAGUGAGCGGAAUGCCAAUACCAAAUCAUAUAACAUUGUGUGUAGUGUAGCAUAUGCAGUACUUGUAGUAUAUGUAUUAUAUUCACGUCAAGUUCUACAAUCAGGGCUUGGUCAGACCAGGAUGUUUUUUGUGAGAGAUCUUAAUACAUUUGUUCUUUUGGAUGUUCAUCUCUUUUUCAUGUUUAUAGAUUGUCCAUUGAUGAGUCUAUUUGUGUUGGAUUGUGGAGCACGAUGUUGGACCUCGUUUGGGAACAACAUUUUUUAUAGCGCAGACUAACUAUGGAAAUGUUAAAGCUAAAUCUUGUUACAUUCCUUUGUUCAAAACGUUAAAGCUAAAUGCGAACACAAACUCUGCAAUGAAUUGGCCAGUGGUACAAGGUAGCGUCACAUCUAAGGGUGUGGGGUUAGGGACGCAGCCCUCAAGAAAUGUUUUAGAUAGUUGUGGUCGACUUUGUAACAUAAAUGAUAGGAACAAGA
Cuscuta campestris is the source of this 2299-nucleotide messenger RNA. The record is from the annotation of a GenBank genome assembly. Lineage: Eukaryota; Viridiplantae; Streptophyta; Magnoliopsida; Solanales; Convolvulaceae.